AUGGGUAAAGACGCCAUCCGAUACGCAGCCAAAGUCGAUCUAGACAAACCAGCAGCAGAGCAAGAAUGCUUGCACAACCGCUGGCAUCCUGAAAACCCCUCGUACGCCACCAUCAAGCCCGGUGAAGUCGUCAAGAUCGAAUGCGUCGACUGGACCGGCGGCCAAAUUGGCAACAACGACUCAGCCGACGACGUGCGCAACGUUGAUCUCACAAAGAUCCACUAUCUAACCGGUCCCUUUGAUAUUGAGACUGCAGAGCCUGGUGAUGUACUUGUAGUUGAGAUUCAGGAUGUGCAGCCUUUGGAUGAGCAACCGUGGGGUUUCACUGGUAUCUUCGCGAGAGAGAACGGAGGCGGGUUUCUAGAUGAGAUUUAUCCUGAGCCAGCAAAAGCGAUAUGGGAUUUCGAAGGUAUAUUCUGUAGUUCCAGACACAUUCCUGGUGUUAGAUUCGCCGGCUUGAUUCAUCCUGGUAUCCUCGGCUGCGCCCCCUCGCAAGAAAUCCUCGAAACCUGGAACACCCGCGAAGCCGAACUAAUCUCAACACACACCCACCUCAACCGCAUCGUCGCCCAACCGCCUCAACCCCUCAACACGCACGCCGGCACCGCCUCUGGCUCUCUAAAAUCCAAAAUCGGCCAAGAAGGCGCCCGCACCAUCCCGGGCCGCCCCGAACACGGCGGAAACUGCGACAUCAAGAACCUCUCCCGCGGCUCCAAAGUCUACCUCCCCGUCCAUGUGUCUGGUGCUAAAUUCAGCGUCGGCGACUUGCACUUUAGCCAGGGCGACGGCGAAAUUUCCUUUUGCGGUGCGAUUGAGAUGGCGGGGGUGAUUACGCUCAAGUUUAGUGUUAUGAAAGGUGGUGUCAAGGAACUCGAUAUCAAGAGUCCCAUUUACAUACCUGGACCUGUUGAGCCGCAGUUUGGUCCCGGGAGGUAUAUUUAUUUUGAGGGGUUUAGUGUGGAUGAGAAGGGGAAGCAACAUUACUUGGAUGCGACGGUGGCGUAUAGGCAGACGUGUUUGAGGGCUAUUGAGUAUUUGAGGCGGUAUGGCUACAGCGACUAUCAGAUCUAUCUGCUGCUCUCAUGUGCACCGGUACAGGGACAUGUGGCGGGCAUUGUCGAUAUUCCCAACGCGUGUACGACUAUGGGACUACCGAUGGAUAUCUUUGAUUUUGAUAUCAGUCCGCAUGUUCCGGCUACGAAGAGGGAUCUCGGUACUUGUGCAUAUGCGUCAAAGUAG
Molecule: messenger RNA, 1239 nt
Organism: Bipolaris zeicola 26-R-13
Lineage: Eukaryota; Fungi; Ascomycota; Dothideomycetes; Pleosporales; Pleosporaceae
Exons: 5
Coding region: 1-1239 (412 amino acids)
Molecular function (GO): hydrolase activity, acting on carbon-nitrogen (but not peptide) bonds, in linear amides
Source: RefSeq, a predicted model, not a curated record